Lineus longissimus is the source of this 7246-nucleotide messenger RNA. RefSeq lists its product as uncharacterized. Lineage: Eukaryota; Metazoa; Nemertea; Pilidiophora; Heteronemertea; Lineidae. The record is from RefSeq and is a predicted model, not a curated record. The coding region runs from base 316 to 5628 and encodes 1770 amino acids. The transcript has 2 exons. Gene Ontology annotation, molecular function: nucleic acid binding.
GCAUGCCUUUGAAUUUUCCCGCCUCCAAACUUUUGAGCUGAAGCGCGGCGAUAUGGGAUGUUUUGGAUGCGUGCGCAGCCCCAUGUGUUUCCGCCUAAAACUAUACAAUGAUUUUGUGAAGAAUCCGUGGAUUUUUGUCUUGUAAACUUUGAAUUUCUCGAGGACUGAGGGUGUAUAGAGUUUUACGUAGUGCACGUAGUGAUGAUUAGUAGUAAUAAAGACGAAAUUAAGAAGAUUGAACGUUAUGACUUGAUUUCUGCACUACAGACGCCACAGUAAAACUCUACCCCAACGAACGUCCGAACGAUUACAAGCAUGGACCCGAUGGAUCCACACAAUCCGGCCCUUGACGCCUUACUCCAAGCAGCAGAAAGACAUCGACGAGAUAAUGAAAGAUACCUGCUGGAGGCAGAAAACAAACAUCUACGCGAGCAGCUCAGGAGGACGACGGCUAGUUUUGCAACUAGCACUCCGUGCGCAACACACCCUGCUUCUGCAUCUAGCUCGAGUUGUGUUGAGAACUCUUUGGCUGACGCGCUGGCAAAACUCGCUGAUAGUAUAACGAAAAAGGACAGGUUGCCUAAGAAGGAACCAGCAAUAUUCACCGGUAGUGUGUUCGAAUAUCCGGUGUGGAAAAACUCGUUCAAGGUGCUAGUUGAAGAUAGUUACCCGGACUUUACUGACAGAUUAUAUUAUCUCGGCAAGUAUACGGCCGGAGACGCGAAAGAUUGCAUCAAAGGAAUGCUUGCAAUCAACAGUGAAGGUUCCUACCAGAAGGCUCGUAGCGUGCUUGAUGAGCGAUUUGGAGACAAGUUUCGGUUAGCCCGUUCCUUCCGGGACAAGAUUGACGCCUUACCAGAUGUCAAGCCUGGUGAUGGCAAAGGCCUUGAGAAGCUUGCCGACUUCAUGGCUCAGUGCAACACAGCGAUUGGUGAAUUGUCUCACCUUGGGGUCCUGAAUGAUCCUGAGGAGUACGAGAAGAUUUUGCGCAAACUACCUAGAUACCUACAGCAGAGGUGGUUCGUAGAAGUCGACAAAUGGCUCUAUGGACCCGGUGACAUUCAGAACAGUUCGGGCGGUCCACCGCGGUGCCAUGAUAAUUAUCCGCCUUUCUCCGUCUUCUGUGCCUUUGUACAAAGGCAGGCACGCAUCGCUAGAAAUCCAAUGGCUGAGCGGUGUGCUGAUUCCAGGAGUAAGCAGCCCAGUGACACUCGCAGUUCCAAGAUCAAGGACUCGUAUCCUAAAAGGUCCCCAUCGCAGAUCAGCAGCCUCGUCACCAGUGGUACCCCUGUUACCACUAAUAAUGCCAGUAGUGAUGCCGGGGGUGUGACAAGGAAAGCAACGUGUGCCUAUUGUAAGAAGGCCCACAGGCUUCAUGCCUGUAGUGAGUUCGUGAAACUGAACGUCCCCGACAGAGCCAGUUUUGUAAAGAGGAACGGCCUAUGUCUAGGCUGUCUCGGCUGGGGCCAUAUGAAGAGAGACUGUAAGUACAAGAAAACUUGUGAUACCUGCAAGGCCAUACACCCGACCAUUCUGCAUGAUCCUGGCUUCAGGCCGCGCGAUAGGAACCACCCCAGGAACGACAACAAAGACAACAAAGAUACGGCACAAGACCAGGACAACGGCGUACCGAAGGACGAUAGUUCUACCCCACCCCAGGUCACAACCCACUUCAUUGGAGCAGACUCCGGAGAAUGUACCAGCUUGAUAGUCCCUGUGACUCUGCGUCACAGGGAUAACGUGAACGAAACAACCAUCGUGUACGCCCUACUUGACGAGCAGUCCGAUGGUUGUUUCGUGAUCGAUUCUGUUCUAGACAAGAUAGGGGUAGAGGGCGAACCCUACUCCUUGAGGUUGGCUACCAUGACAUCCAAUACUACUGUUGAAUGUAGGCAGGUUCGUGGCCUUGUGGUUAAAGGUCUUUAUGAGUCACAGAGUUUUGACAUGCCCGUAUGUUACACCAGGGGAGGCAUCCCAGCCAAGCCUAGCCAAGUUCCUAGACCAGAGAAUGUUCGGCAGUGGUCCCACUUAGAGCCAGUCCAUGGCAAGUUAGCUCCCUUCUUUGCCGAUGUUGAGAUAGGACUUCUGAUUGGACUGUCUUGUCUGCAGGCCAUAAAGCCUCUGGAAGUCCUACCUGGCAAAGAGGAUGACCCUUAUGGUGUACGUACUGCACUUGGCUGGGGCGUGGUUGGAAUGUCUCCUCAGGGUUCAAGGCCACAACAGCGCCAUCACUUUUCAUUUAGAACACAGAUCACGGAGGUAACCCCUCAAGCUGUCAUGAAUAUGUUUGAUGUAGAAUUUGUUGAAAGGUCAGGUAGUGAGGAGGGCGUUGGCCUCUCAGUUGAAGAUCGCAAGUUUCUGCAGAUACUAGGGUCACAAAUUCGUCAACUUGACGACGGUCACUAUGAGUUACCACUCCCAUUCCGCGAUGAGAAUGUAAGGUUACCCAACAAUAGAGCCCAAGCUUUGAAGCGUCUGUCCAGCUUAAAACACAAGAUGGAGAAAAAUCCUCAAUUCAAGGAGGAUUAUCUUCAGUACAUGAAGGAAAUGAUUGAAAAGGGUUUCUGUGAGCGAGUGCCAGAAAAUGAGAGCUGUCCCGAAGGCUCGGUUUGGUAUUUGAGUCAUCAUGGGGUCUACCACCCAAACAAACCUGGACGUAUCCGGGUGGUAUUCGAUUGUAGCGCCGAGUUUCAGGGCGAGGUUCUUAACGAGCAUUUGCUCCAGGGUCCAGACCUAACCAACAACUUGGUAGGGGUCCUUUUGCGUUUCCGCAAAGAGUCUGUAGCUGUAGUCUGCGACGUGCAGUCAUUUUUCAAUAUGGUCAUGGUGAAGAAGGAGCAAAGGAAUUUUCUCAGAUUCCUUUGGUAUGAGGAUGGCAAGCUGGUGGAGUAUCGCAUGACGAGACAUCUCUUUGGGGCUCGAUCUUCGCCAGGCUGUGCCACCUUCGCACUGAGGGCCAAUGCUGACAAGUAUGAAUCUGAGUGUGGGUCAAAGGCGGCUGAGUUUGUCCGUGCUGGGUUCUAUUGCGACGACGGAUUGUCGGCUGAGAAAACUACUGAUGAUGGAAAGGACCUAGCAUGUGGCAGUAGGAAACUUUGCAAGAAGGGUGAAUUCACACUGAGAAGCUACUUAAGCAACGAUAGGGAAGUUAUGAUGGCUGUACCAUUGGAGGCUAGGGCUAAGGGUGUGCAGGAGUUGAAUCUCUUGUCAGAAAACUUGCCUACAGAGAGGACCCUGGGCCUUCAGUGGUGCACGCAAUCAGAUUCCUUCCAGUUCAAAGUGGUCAUGCGGGAAAAGCCUGUAACUAGACGUGGAAUAUUGUCCACAGUGAGUUCGAUUUUUGACCCACUUGGCCUGAUUGCUCCCUUCAUACUGACAGGACGUCGCAUUCUGCAGAAUUUGUGCAAUGGCAAGCUACAUUGGGACGACCCUGUCCCACCUGAAAUUAAUGUACAGUGGGAAAAAUGGUGCUCAGAGGUGUCAAACUUGGCGAAUAUUGAGAUCCCACGCUGUUACCACCCUAGAGUGUUUGGUGAGGUUGUCUCAGUACAACUGCAUCAUUUCAGUGAUGCAAGUUUGGAACCUGGUGGGCUGGGCCAGUGUAGCUACUUGAAACUCACAGAUGACAAGGGAAAUGUUAGUGUCUCGCUUGUUAUGGGAAAGUCGCGCGUAACUCCUCUAAAACCGAUCACAGUGCCUAGGCUAGAGUUGUCCGCCGCAGUUGUGUCAGUUCGAGUGGGUGAAUUCCUAGAGAGGGAGUUGAAGUACGAGGGCAUAGAGCAUUUUUACUAUACAGAUAGUAAGGUGGUUCUCGGAUACAUUGCUAAUGAAACGCGCCGCUUUCACAUAUUCGUGGCUAACAGAGUUGAGAGGAUUCGGAAAUCCACCACACCAGAUCAGUGGCAUCAUGUCGAUACGAGUGUCAACCCGGCAGACAUAGCGUCUCGUGGAAUGUCAGCCCGUGACCUACUCGGAGCCAAGUCCUGGUGGGAAGGUCCAGACUUCUUGAGGAAGGAAAAGGUUCCCGUCCCCUUGUCUGAAGACGACGUACAGACGAUCGAUGAUGACCCAGAGGUCCGGAAAACUGUCCGAGUGUUAGACACCAAGAUCGUACCCUUUGGCAAGAUGUCCGAGAGAUUCGAGGGUUUCUCAUCCUGGUAUCGCUUGAAGAGGGCCGUCGCCUGCUGCCUGAAGUACAAGGACAUACUUCGUGAGAGGGUUGCAAAGGGAACUGGUGCCAAGGAAAAGAAGCUAGAUGUCAAGGACCUCCAGCGAGCAGAGACGGCCAUCCUCCAGGCUGUUCAGAUGGAGUCUUUUGAUGGAAAAAGGAGGAACCUACAGCCUUUGGACCCGAUUGAGGACGAGGAUGGCUUGCUACGUGUCGGUGGUCGCGUCAGGCGAGCGGAAAUACCAGAGGAGUUGAAACAUCCAGUCAUCGUUCCAAGGCACGGACAUGUUACUGACCUGAUUGUCGCGCACUUUCAUGGAUCGGUCUACCAUGGGGGUCGCAGCGCAACCUUGAAUGCUAGUCGUCAGGCAGGUUUCUGGAUAGUUGGCGCUAGGGGUGCUGUAACGAUGCACAUUGUGAAAUGUGUAGUUUGCCGUAGAUUGAGAGGCAAGGUUUGUCUUCAGAAGAUGGCAGACCUGCCCACAGAUAGGUUAGACCCAGCAGCACCUUUCACAUACUGUGGAGUGGAUUAUUUCGGCCAUUUCUUCGUAAAGGAGGGUAGAAAGGAGCUAAAACGAUGGGGCGUCCUUUUCACCUGCAUGGCAUCGAGAGCAAUUCAUAUCGAGGUUGCCCACUCCAUGGACACGAGUAGUUUCCUGAAUGCCUACCGUAGAUUUGUCUGUAAGAGGGGUCCUGUAAGGGUUUGUAGAUGUGACCAAGGUUCAAAUAUGAUAGGGGGUAAGAACGAGUUGCAACAGGCUGUCGCGGAGAUGAAUCAUGACAAAAUCCGUUCCGAGCUUGGCAAGGACAACUGUGAUUGGGUGGUUAUCGCACCGAACAAGGUGGCUGAGGCUUCACACUUUGGAGGAGUUUGGGAACGAAUGAUCAAGUCCACCAGAGAUGUCCUGUCUGCCAUCUUGCUGCAGAAUCCUGGCCCACUCGAUGAUGAGUUGUUGACGACCUUCCUGGCAGAGGCAGAGGCAGUAGUGAACAGUCGUCCUAUCACCUACGUUGAUUCUAAGAGCGGAGAGUCCGUAGAGCCUCUUAGUCCCAGUCAGUUGCUGACCUUGAAAUCUGCUGUCGUGGCGCCUCCACCAGGGAAAUUUGUGAAAGAGGACGUAUAUUCGAGGAAACGUUGGAGGAGGGUGCAGUAUUUGGCAGACCAGUUCUGGUCCAGGUGGAGAUCGGAGGUCCUGCCCCUGCUCCAAGAGAGACCAAAGUGGGAAAAGGUUCACAGGAAUCUGAAGGUGGAUGAUGUUGUCAUUGUAGUAGACAGCGAUUUGCCUAGAAAUCACUGGCCAUUGGCCCGGAUAUCGCGAGUAUACCCCAGCGAAGAUGGACUUGUCCGUAAGGUCCAGGUCACCCUUGGUAAAAGCCAAACUACACUGGAACGGCCCAUCGGGAAAGUUGUUUUGUUGAUUGCCCGGGAAGUCCCGAACGGGGAGCCUUCUGAGGAUUAGAGACCUGACACCUGAUAUUAGGCCCUGGUGCCAUGUCCUUUUCUUAGCUGGCGCCUCGGUCCGGACUGUUUCCCUAAAGACAUUUUGCAUACUAGUAUAAGUUGCAUUUGACCAUUUGAAGGCAUUUGAGAAUAGUCAAGGUUUGACUAACAAGUAUUUUGAGUGUUUCGAGUAUUUGGUAAAGACACAGUACUUGAGUACAUGUGGAUUGUAUUUUUUGUGUAUUUUCGAACUUGCACAUUGCAUAUUCGUAUUUUCUGUAUUUUUAGACUUGCAUUUUCUUUGCCUACCAGGCAAAUGUUUUGAAGUUCCAAGUUGAACCGCUGUAUUUGGAUUUGAAAGAUUAGUGGAUAAGGUUAAAAUCUGCUAAAAAAAAAAAAAAAUAACUGUUGUGAGUGAAAUGCUCCUAUGACUUUCUAUGAAAAGACACUGACGUUGCCAGUUUUUUGGGUGAAGUUGGUGAAAUUUAGUUGUUGCAAUGUAAGACAUGCGAAUUAGGUUUAAUCUCUUGAGUGAUUAGUGUUUAUUUGUCUUUGGGACAAAGGUUUGCUAAGACCAUGUAAAGAAUCAAGUUUGAUUCCAUUUUUUUGUGUACUUAGUUACUUGUAUUACACUGUAUGUGAAAAUGAUAAAGAAUCGGUCUAGAAAUCAGAUUUUUAAAGCUGAACUGUCUUUCUAAUGAGACUUUGUAAGAACUUAAAGUUGAACUGUAUUGGUUUUUGGUAUCUCAACCCUGUUGAGUGUCUCACUUUUGGAAGUUGAUUUUUGGUAAAUUGCCCUGUUAUGUGGUCAAUUUAGGGGAGCCAUGUGGGUGCGCGCAUGCCUUUGAAUUUUCCCGCCUCCAAACUUUUGAGCUGAAGCGCGGCGAUAUGGGAUGUUUUGGAUGCGUGCGCAGCCCCAUGUGUUUCCGCCUAAAACUAUACAAUGAUUUUGUGAAGAAUCCGUGGAUUUUUGUCUUGUAAACUUUGAAUUUCUCGAGGACUGAGGGUGUAUAGAGGUAAAUGUUCUUAACGUAUAUCAAAAGUAACAUGUAUAGACUGUACUGACGUAGUUGUCAUGAUAAUGAUAUGACGCAUUUAGAUACAAAUUCAGUGUUUUAAUCGAUGGGUUUCCUCACCCACGCUGUCUUUGUAAUUUUGUAGUUUCCCAACUGUAACGAUAGGUGGCAGCAUCUGUCAGUGAAGCCACUGCUCAUCUUGUUGGUUUUAAUGACAGUACAGAACAUCUUUAAUAGUUUAUGACUUUCCUCUUGCCCCUUGUAACAUCUUAAGAGUCUCUAUAGUAGCUGUCCUUGUAGAAUCCCUGACUGUCUUCCUGUACAAGUUCCUAGCUGUAAAUUCUGUCUCUAUAGUAGUGUCUCCUGUGAGACGUCCCUAAGGUUGUGACACACCAUUUCAUGUACCGUACUACUAAUGUAAGGCCCGCUGUAUUCUUUAUCCGUCCCUUUCCUAUCAACUGUGAUAUUUGAUUCUCCUAUGAUUAAUUUCUAUGUUUUCUUAUGAUUCCAAUCGUUUGUAUAUUUUCAGUUUUACGUAGUGCACGUAGUGAUGAUUAGUAGUAAUAAAGACGAAAUUAAGAAGAUUGAACGUUAUGACUUGAUUUCUGCACUACAGACGCC